Rhopalosiphum padi (bird cherry-oat aphid) is the source of this 662-nucleotide messenger RNA. It is a transcript of the gene bc10, whose product is annotated as bladder cancer-associated protein. The record is from RefSeq and is a predicted model, not a curated record. The transcript has a single exon. Lineage: Eukaryota; Metazoa; Arthropoda; Insecta; Hemiptera; Aphididae. Bases 154 to 396 code for a protein of 80 amino acids.
UAUUAUAAAAAUUAAAAAUUAUUAUUUUCAUUAAACAACAAACAUCUUAAAUAAAUAAUUAAUUUCUUUGUUUGAAUCGAUAUUAAUCUAUUAUUUCAUAGUUUGUACUUCAGUGUCGUACUGUCGUAGCCUCAAUAUACGCACAAACCCAACAUGUACUGUCUUCAAUGGUUGAUACCCGUGUUACUCAUACCAAAACCACUGAAUCCUGCGCUAUUGCAGACGCAUGUCAUGUUCAUGGUUCUAUACUUGACAGGAUUCUUUUUGGAACGGAAGCCAUGUACCAUAUGCAGCAUAGUGUUCCUAGUAGCAGUGUUCCUGAUAUGUUACAGUGGGUAUGGAAAUUGUAUAUUCUUCAGCAGCAACUGUGAUUCCGUGCAAUGUGACAACGGUUAAAGAGAAGACGUCGAGAGCCGCUCAUAUCCAUACUCGAAUGGACACACCACUAGUGUUUAGGAGUAUAUUUUAUUUAUUUUUAUUAUUAUUUUUUAUUUUUUAUGAAAUCAAUUACUUAAGUUGACCAAAAUUAAGUUUAUGUAAAAAAAAUAAUGUACAACUCAAAUAUCUUGCCACAUUUUGUUUAUGUAGCUAGUAAUAAGUGGAUUUUGGCACUUUUUACUGUUUGGUUUAUCGAAAUAUAGACUUGUAUAUAUCAUUUUAAA